AUGCAUUUCAUCAAGGCUAUUGUCUGGGGUAUAUCCCUUGCUGCUGUCAACGCGGCUGCUUUGCCCGCCGACGGAUCUGGUGUCACUAUCUGCGAGUUCUCCGGCGGCGACCGAGCCUGCGAAGCUCAUUGCAUUGAGAAGGGUAAAACCUUUGUAUCUUGUGCGCCUGAGUGCACAUGUUCCGGCCGCCUGGGAAAUCCUCUGAGACGUCUUGUCAAGAGGAAGACUACAUCGUCUGCCAAGCCUACCACUGUCAAGGUUCAGGCUACUACUUCGAAGCCUGCCACGACCACCAAGAAGGCCACCACCACAAGCAAGCCGGCCACCACGAGCAAGAAGCCUACGACUACCUCCAAGCCUGCUACUACUACUUCUAAGAAGCCAACUACUACUUCGAAGCCCGCUACCACUUCUAAGCCGGUUACAACUUCUAAGAAGCCAACGACCACGUCUAAGCCUGCUACAACCUCCAAGCCUGUGACAACUUCCAAGAAGCCAACGACCACCAGCAAGCCUACUACUACCAGCAAGCCCGCUACUACCAGCAAGCCUCCUACCACCAGCAAGCCUGCUACUACUUCUAAGCCCGCUACCACUAGCAAGCCUGCUACUACUUCUAAGCCUGCUACCACUUCCAAGCCUGCUACCACUUCCAAGCCUGCUACCACUUCCAAGCCUGCUACUACUUCUAAGCCUGCUACCACUUCCAAGCCUGCUACCACUUCCAAGCCUGCUACCACUUCCAAGCCUGCUACCACUUCUAAGCCUGCUACCCCACUUCCAAGCCUGCUACCACUUCCAAGCCCGCUACCACCAGCAAGCCUGCUACUACCAGCAAGCCUGCUACUACCAGCAAGCCUACUACUACUUCUAAGCCUACUACUACUUCUAAGCCUACUACUACCAGCAAGCCUGCUACCACUAGCAAGCCUGCCACUACAUCGAAGCCUCCUACCACAACCUCUAAGCCUAUCACAACUUCCAAGGCUGCGACUACCACUUCCAAGGCCGCAACAACAACCUCCAAGCCUUUAUCGAGCUCAUCAUCUUCCAGUACCAGCUCCAAGGUUUCUACUUCUACUAGUGCCCCUGCUUCCACUAGCAAGGCUUCCACCUCCACCAGUGCUCCCGCUUCUACAAGCAAGGCUUCCACCUCCACCAGUGCUCCCGCUUCUACAAGCAAGGCUUCCCACCUCCACCAGUGCUCCCGCUUCUGCUCCCGCUUCUACAAGCAAGGCUUCAACCAGCACAAGCUCAGCUGCAGUUUCUACCAGCUCUUCUGCUUCUACCUCAGCUGCUGCUUCCACCUCAUCGUCCGCUGCUGUCUCAUCUUCCGCUGCUGUCUCAUCUUCUUCUGCUGCUGUCUCAUCCAGUGCUGCCGCUUCUUCAAGCACUGCUGUGACUUCUGAGUCUGACGACGAGACUACCACUGCCGUCUCCUCUACUUCUGCUGGUCAGUCUUCUUCCACUGCCGCUGUCGAUGACGAGACCACCACGACAUCUGCUGCUGCCGGAGCUACUACCACUUCUGCCGCUGCUGGUACCACCACCUCUGCCGCUGCCGCCGGAACUACCACUUCUGAGGCCGAUGAUGAGACAUCCAGCGCUACUACCCUUGUCACCCUGACCCGCACUUCUAGCACUGCCGAUGGGGAGUCAUCUACUCAGGUCGCUUCUUCUACAUCGGUUGCUGACGAUGAGACUACCUCCAGCCAAGCUGCUUCGUCUACCUCUGCUGCCGCUUCUACCUCAUCUUCUGCUGCCGAUGAGUCUACCAGCCAACCCGCCUCUAGCACAUCUGUUGCUGAGUCCACUAGCUCUGCUGGUGCCUCGACUUCAUCAACCGCCGAUGAGGAGUCUACGAGCCAGGCUGCUUCCAGCACCUCUGCCGCCGAUGAGACUACUACUUCAGCUGCCGCGACAACCUCAUCAGCUGCCGGUGAGACAUCUAGCCAAGCCGCUUCAUCCACCUCUGAGCAGUUGACUGGUAACCCCGCUGGAAUUUCCACCUCUUCAUCCGCUGAGGAGUCCACCUCUGCUGCUGCCACCAGCUCUGCUGCCGAUUCUAGCUCCGCUGCUGUCACUACCUCAUCCUCUGUCGACCAGUCUUCCAGCCAAGCGGCCAGCACCAGUUCUACUGCUGCUGAUGAGACGACCAGCUCCGCUGUCGCCUCUACCUCAUCUGAUGCUGAGACCUCUUCCUCUGCUGCUGGCGUCACAUCUACUUCAGCCGCUGAGACCUCUUCUUCCGUCGUCGAGUCUAGCAGCUCUGCCGCGGCCUCCACUUCGACUGAUCAGACCUCUUCCUCUGCCGCCCAGACCUCGUCUUCUGCUGCGGAUGAGACUUCCAGCUCUGUCGCCGAGACUUCAUCUUCUGUUGCUGCUUCCAGCACCUCUGCAGCUGAUGCCACAUCCUCUUCUGCUGCUGUGACAUCUUCAUCUGUUGCUGAGUCUACAUCAGUUGCUCAGACCUCCACUUCGGCUGAUCAGACUUCGUCUUCUGCGGCCGAGACCUCCUCUUCUGCUGCCUCAACCUCGGCUGCUGAGACAUCCUCAUCCGCUGCCACUUCGUCCUCCACUGCUGAAACCUCCAGCUCUGUUGCCGAGACAUCUUCUGUUGCUGCCUCCAGCACCUCCGCUGCUGUCUCAACUUCCUCUGAUGCUACAUCCUCGGCAGCUGCUGAGACCUCUUCGUCAGCUGCCUCUAGC
Molecule: messenger RNA, 2709 nt
Organism: Fusarium subglutinans
Lineage: Eukaryota; Fungi; Ascomycota; Sordariomycetes; Hypocreales; Nectriaceae
Product: myosin light chain kinase smooth muscle
Exons: 3
Source: RefSeq, a predicted model, not a curated record